Molecule: messenger RNA, 3402 nt
Organism: Saxophila tyrrhenica
Lineage: Eukaryota; Fungi; Ascomycota; Dothideomycetes; Mycosphaerellales; Extremaceae
Exons: 1
Coding region: 1-3402 (1133 amino acids)
Biological process (GO): vesicle-mediated transport; autophagy; endosomal vesicle fusion
Cellular component (GO): fungal-type vacuole membrane; cytoplasm
Source: RefSeq, a predicted model, not a curated record
AUGCAAGCGCAAGAUGGCUCCCAUGCAGCCAGUACUGGAUCCGACCAGACCUUAGGAACAUAUGCCCUUCGAGACCUGAUCACAGAUCUUGCACUCGAAGAAGGAGCGCGGAUAACCUGCGUAGACGCCUGGAACAGCAACAUUUACAUUGGGACCUCCACCGGGGACGUCUUGCAUUACGUCUCCAUACCGCCCGACCCUUCAGAUCCCCAAGGCCAGCCCAGUUAUAUCUUCGCGACCAAGCUCGAGCCGCAAUACACCACUAAGCAGGAAGGUCGCGAUGCUGGCGUCAAGCAGAUCCUCGUCCUGCCAGACGCGGGGAAGGCGUGCAUACUAUGCAAUGGCACCUUGACCUUCUACUCGCUGCCUGAGCUCAGCCCGGCGUAUGGGGAAAGAAUCAAACAGGCUGGGUGCACAUGGAUUGGAGGACUGGACUCAAAUCAGAAUGGAGAGGACUCGGACAGCACGGUGGUGGUCAUCUGCUUAAAGCAGAGGCUACGGGUGAUCAGGAUUGGGAAGGAGGCGAGGAAGAUACGAGACAUUGAGCUAGGCGGAGUCGGAGCUAUAUCACGACGAGCAGAUCUGGCUUGUGUAGCCGAAGGAAACGCAUACAGCUUGCUGGAUAUCUUCAACCAUCAGAAGCACGAGCUGUUCCCAAUAGCCUCACAAGCGCCACAGGAAGAGGAGAGACCGCUUCCGCCUCUCCCUCAGCGCGGACAUGGUCAGUCGAGGAGUGUUUCUGCCGCCAGCCCUUCGCCAGAACCGCGAGGACACGAUCGGAACGUCAGCGUUGGAGGCGAACCACGCGAUAACAGCCGCCUUAGACCGGAUUCUGCGUCUCCUUGGCCGUCGAGAACAUCUUCCCGACAAGUGUCAUCUCCGGGCGAACCUUCAAGUCGAGAAUCGAGCCCAGCAAAGAGCGACGGUGCUUCGCCUCGCACUUCGACAGAGGUGCAGAGCAAGCCGCAGCAAACUGUUCCGAGAUCGCUGCCUCCGAACAUCGUGACGCCCACCCCGAACGAGUUUCUGCUCACAACAGGAACCAAGGCAGACGAGCCAGGAAUUGGCAUGUUUAUCAAUCUGGAAGGUGACCCUUCUCGAGGCCCGCUCGAGUUUUCCAGCUAUCCCGAAUCGCUUGUACUGGAUGGUUCUGGCGAAAGCGGCGGGUUUGCCUCUUCCGAAAGCGAUGUGUCUGAGGGCUACGUGCUUGCUGUCGUGCAGAGAAAAGUCGACGGAGAGACAAGGAAGGUCAUCGAGGUUCAGCGGUGGGACGUUGAUCCUAGCGAACAGCGCGGGUCGAAAGAAUGGCUCAUGCUGGACACGCCGAGUGAUGUUGACGAAGAGGCUUACUUCGGGCUAAGAACUGCCACGACAGCCGCCGAAUUGUCCGUCCCAGAGAUUAGCACUAGUCUUCGAUUGCGGUGCUUGCAGCUGUCAGGUGAAGCCAGCAAAGCUGAUACGAAGCGAGAGGCGGAAGAGGAUGCAUUCGCGGCGCGUUUCGCGCAAAUACAGGCACGCGUACUUCUCUACACGCCCGACAAGGUGCAGUGGCUCACUCGGAACCCGCUCAUCGUCCAACUGGACCAGCGUUUGACCUUGGCAGUCCAGCAGAAAGAGGCCGGCGAGCUGUCGAUUGAUAUUGGUUAUGUCCAACACGUCCUCAACGACCUUCGUGGGCAAGAAGCCAGAGACGAGCUUGAGUUCCGAACGUUGACCUACAUCCGGCAGAAAGCUUCAGUGCUGCUUUUUGGCAAUCUCCUCCUACAAACCGCCAAUGGCGUUAUAGCCUACGAGAGCGGCAAGCGGCUGGCCGAAGAAGCACUCGUGACUGGCGAGCUCGACCCGCGCAUCGUCCUGUCACUUGUGCCGCCCUUGCAGCAAGAGGUCGAUGGUGGCGAAGAGGGUAUCUGGAUCCCACAAGCUCUGAGAGACACCAUCACGAUGUUACGAGAGAGCUUCAGUCCCGAAAAGCUGGUACAGGAUCCGAAGGGUGCGUACGGCGACAACUUGCUCGCGAUCCUGAAGCGGUACCUACUGAGCUGGCGGAAAAAGAAGGGAUUUGGAAGUGUUGCGGACGAAGCACACGUCUUCCGAACCGUUGAUGCUGCGCUCGUCCACGUCUUGCUACUGCUCGACCAGAACACCCCACGUGGACCAGCGACACCGGGAUCUGUCCGGGCGGAGAUGAACGAUGUGGUCGACAGAGGCGUCGACUGCUUCGGCCGUGCUGUAGAGCUGUUUGAGCAGUUCCAUCGUUUGUACUUGCUCAGUCGCCUGUAUCAGAGCCGCAAGAUGGUAGCAGAAGUUUUGUCGACCUGGAAGCGCAUUCUCGAAGGCGAGACUGAUGCUGGCGGCGAGCUCAUCGAAGGUGAGCACGACCUCCGCCGGUACCUUGCCAAGAUCCGUGACCAGUCGCUCGUUCAAGAUUAUGGUGCAUGGCUUGCGACCCGCAACCCCAAGCUCGGUGUGCAAAUCUUCGCAGACGAAAGCGCCCGGGUCAAGUUCCAGCCCUCCGAAGCCGUUGCCAUCCUGAAAGAGAAGGCUCCUGGCGCGGUCAAGGACUAUCUGGAGCAUCUCGUCUUCGGCAAGAACCACCCUCAAUACGUCAACGACCUCAUCGCCUUCUAUCUCGAUACCGUUCUCACAGCCCUCUCCACCUCUCCAGAUGCCAAGACCUCGCUACUCGAAACCUACACCACCUACCGCGCCCUCCAGCCCCCGAAACCAACCUACCGCCACUUCAUCACCGACAACGCCACCAACGAAGAAUGGCAGCACAACCGCCUGCGUCUCCUCCAGCUCAUCGGCGGCAGCCACGGCGCAGCAUCCGAAUACGACGUCCACGCCCUCCGCGAACGCCUCGCACCCUACAGCGACGCCCUCGUACCCGAGAUGAUAAUCCUCAACGGCCGCGAGGGCAAGCACGAAGAAGCCCUGCACCUCCUCACCCUCGGCCUCGGCGACUACGACACCGCGAUCCGCUACUGCCUGCUCGGCGGCUCUUCCAUCUUCCACCCUUCCUCCUCCCUCGGCGUAGCCUCCCAACACGACCUCCCGAGUAAAGAACAGCAAUCCCACCUCUUCUCCACCCUCCUGCGCGAAUUCUUCAGCAUCCCCGACCUCUCCUCCCGCCUCGAGCGGACGGCGGAGCUGCUCGAGCGGUUCGGCGCGUGGUUCGACGUGGGCGAGGUGUUGGAGAUGAUUCCCACGGACUGGAGCGUGGAGGUCGUCAGUGGGUUUUUGGUGCAGGGGUUGCGGAGGCUGGUGGUGGAGAGAAGGGCGACGGGGGUAGUAAGGGCGUUGAGCGGGCAGCAGAAUUUGAGGAAGGGGGUGGAGGUGGGGGAGAAGAUUGGGGGGUGGGGACCGACUGUUGUGACGGAAGAAGUUGGGGAGGGUGGAUGA